Spea bombifrons (plains spadefoot toad) is the source of this 811-nucleotide messenger RNA. RefSeq names its product ER membrane protein complex subunit 4 (gene EMC4). The record is from RefSeq and is a predicted model, not a curated record. Lineage: Eukaryota; Metazoa; Chordata; Amphibia; Anura; Pelobatidae. The transcript has 6 exons. Gene Ontology annotation, biological process: protein folding in endoplasmic reticulum. Gene Ontology annotation, cellular component: EMC complex. Bases 70 to 612 code for a protein of 180 amino acids.
GGGUACUGAAGCUAAGCGAAGUCGGGAGUGCGAGAUUCCGGUUCAGUGUAAGUGUCUUUAUAGGGCAGCAUGGCAGCUCCAUCAAAUUUGGUUGCAAACCGGACCCGCCGCUUCAAGUGGGCUAUCGAAUUCGGGAGCGGGGGAAAUAGGAGUCGAAGUGAUAGGGGGGCUCCACAAGACAGCAUGUAUCCAGUGGGAUAUUCAGACAAACAGGUCCCCGACACAAGUGUGCAAGAGUCCGACCACAUCUUAGUGGAGAAGCGUUGCUGGGAUAUCGCUCUUGGACCACUCAAGCAGAUCCCUAUGAACUUGUUCAUCAUGUAUAUGGCCGGAAACACAAUCUCCAUCUUCCCAAUCAUGAUGGUUUGCAUGAUGGCGUGGAGGCCUAUACAGGCACUUCUUGCAACACCAGCCACCUUCAAGCUCCUAGAAAGUUCUGGCCAGCGCUUCCUGCAGGGACUGGUUUACUUGAUCGGGAACCUGCUUGGGCUGGCACUGGCUGUCUACAAGUGUCAGUCAAUGGGGCUUCUGCCCACUCAUGCAUCAGAUUGGUUGGCCUUCAUUGAACCACCGGAGAGAAUGGAAUACUCAGGUGGUGGACUUCUAUUAUGAGAGAGACACACCGAAUACUCAGAGAACUGCAAGGAACAGUAAUUAGACUGACCUCAAUCCGCUUGUGAUUAUUCUACUGUUUUUUUUUUUCUUUUAAAGUAAAUUAUUGCCCUACUCAGCUCUGGUUAUCUAUGUAUUUCAUGUUUUCCCACUACCCUUCCAAAGAAUAAUAAAAAAACAAACUAUCUUUAUAAAACAA